UACAAGAGUAAGCAGCCAUACCCUUGUUCAGAGUGCGGGAAAUGUUUUUCACACAAAACUAGACUUUACAUAUAUCAGAGAUCUAACACAGGUGAAAAGCCAUAUGUUUAUCCUAAGUGCGGGAAAUACUUUUCAGUGAAGCUUAGUUUUCACACACAUCAGAGAUCUUACACGGGGGAGAAGUUGCAUACCUGUCUGGAGUGCGGGAAAUGUUUUUCAUAUAAGUCUAGACUUUAUAUAUAUCAGAGAUCUUACACAGGUGAAAAGCCAUAUGUCUGUCUUGAGUGCGGGAAAUACUUUUCAGUGAAGGCCAGUCUUCACACACAUCAGAGAUCUUACACGGAGGAGAAGUUGUAUACCUGUUCGGAGUGCGGGAAAUGUUUUUCAGAGAAGCCCUUUUCUUCAUAUAUGACAGAGAUCUCAUACGGGGAAAAAGCCGUAUUGGGGACAAGAGGGUGA
Molecule: messenger RNA, 459 nt
Organism: Staurois parvus
Lineage: Eukaryota; Metazoa; Chordata; Amphibia; Anura; Ranidae
Source: the annotation of a GenBank genome assembly